AGCGUCGAGACUCCCGCGGUCCGAGAAGUAGCGGCAAUUGGGAUCCCCGGCCCGGCCGCAGGCACCCGCCGCCUCCUCCCCUCGGUCCUUGCUGCCUCCGCCCCGCCCGCCCUCCUCUUCCCUCCUUUCCUACCGCUCUUUGUCUCCGGGGCGCCCGGCCUCCCCACAAGCGCCCCCCCUCAUCGCCUUAUCCCGGGCGACGCGACCCCCCACGGACCUAGCCACUGCGACGCUGCACAAAUCAGCCGGUGGCGCGAGGGUCCGCGACCUCCGGGGCUUGGCGGGGGCGGGGCAGGAGGUGACUCUCAGGCGCUCUCUCUCUCUCUCUCUCUCUCUCUCUCUCUCUCUCUCUCACACACACACACACACACACACACACACACACACACACACACACGUACACGCACGCACACACGGAGCAUCCUCCCGUCAGGUUUCCCGGUCCAGCCCCGCCCGCACCUCCUGCUUCCCGCAGACCUUCUCCCUGCAUCCCUACACACCUCGCCUCUCCAUUCUUUCCGGCUCCGGGACUUUCCCCACCGAUCCCCCACAACACCCUGGGAUGGAGCGACUCCAGCCAGCCCGGAGCCCCCCGCGACCGGGGUGAAAGUCCUUCGCCCCUCUCCUGCCCGGCACUUGCCCCGAACACCAUGGGCCUGAGGGGUUCCCGGGGCGCCGGACGCUGAAAAUGACGGAUGCUGGAGCUCUCUUGAGUCAUGGCUUCCUCAAAGCUCCGAGAACCUGUGGAUGAAGUUUUUGACCUGGAUUUGGCUGUACCAGAGACCACCAGACUGGACAGCAGCUUACACAAAGCCAGGGCUCAGCUGCUGGCCAAGGGCCGGAGACACCGGCCUUCCCGCUCCAGGCUACGUGACAGUGCCAGCUCUGCUGAGGACGGUGAAGGCUCUGAUGGGCCCGGAGGCAAGGUGACCGACGGCUGCGGAAGCCCACUGCACCGGCUGCGCUCGCCUCUGCACUCGGGUCCAGGCUCCCCAGCCGUUGGCUCUUUCUGCCUGGAGCCCCCGGGCUUGAGGCGCAGUCUGGAUGAGGACGAGCCGCCACCCUCGCCACUCACUCGAUACCGGCCCCUGCACAACGCCGCCUCGCAUGAGGGUCUGGCCGCCACCUCUGGCUCGCCACCGCGCUCUGCACCCUCCUCCGACAGCUCCCCCAGCUUCGUGCGUCGCUACCCUCGAGCAGAGCCGCACAGCGAAGAUGACAGCCGGGAUGCCAGCCCCCCUGAGCCUGCCAGCCCCACCAUUGGCUUGGAUAAGAAGACUCGCAGGAAAUUCCUGGACCUGGGGGUCACUCUCCGCCGAGCGUCCACUGGCAAGAGCCGGAAGGAGAAGGGUAGCAACCGCCUGUCCAUGGGCAGCAGGGAGUCUGUAGAAGGCUCUGGAAGGACAGGGAGCUCCCCAUUCCUGCCCUUUUCCUGGUUCACAGACAGCGGCAAGGGUUCUGCUUCCUCGGGGAGUACCACCUCCCCAACCUGUUCCCCAAAACACGAGGGCUUGAGCCCCAAGAAGUCAGCUUCCCAGGAAUCUACCCUGAGCGAUGACUCCACACCUCCCAGCAGCAGCCCCAAGAUCCCAGGUGGUCCUCGACAGGAGACCAAGUGCUCCUAUCCCUACCACACGCUGUCCCAGUCUUCAGAUGAGUUCCUGGAUGAGUCCCUCCCUGCCGUACAACACUGGACCAGCCAGCAGGUGGGCCAGUGGCUGCACAGCCUCAACCUGGAACAGUAUGCUGCUGAGUUUGCUGCCCGGCAGGUGGAUGGGCCGCAGCUCCUGCAGCUGGACGGAAGCAAACUGAAGAGCCUGGGGCUUAGCAAUUCGCAUGACCGGGCACUGGUGAAGCGGAAGUUGAAGGAGCUGGCAGCGGCUGCUGAGAAGGAACGGAAGGCGCAGGAGAAGACCGCACGGCAGCGGGAGAAGCUUCGGCGCCGUGAGCACGAGGCCAAGAAGAGCUAGGGAUGGCUGGCUGGCGGGGCUGGCACCCCGGCACACUUGGAGCCACCUGCAUGGGCCUCAUCAGGGAGGCAGGGUCUAGGCACCAGGCUCUUGGAGGACAUGGCCCCCUCUCACCCUGUUUGGACUGAGACCUCUAGAGGGAGACCCCAGGGGGAGGGCUCAGUAAUAAACCCAAUUUCCAGGACUUGUUUGGCGCAGACUUCCGGGAGAAGCAGGUGGCAGAUGAAGAGGGCAGAGGCCAGGAACUCAGCAAACAUGUGGAGCCCAGAGGAGCCUGGUUCAGGCUGAACCUGCGCCCUCUGACUAGAGUGGUACUGAGCAGGAAGUGAUCUAGCAGGAGAGGCCCUACCAUAGCCAGGAUUCCUAGGCUUAGAGAGUAGCCUAGGCAACCGGACUGGAGACAGGAGACAGCUGUGUCUCCUCAGCUCUUGAAAGUGGCUGUAUAGUGGGAGAACAGCUCUCUCCAGAGAGGCCAGUGGGCUCUGCCAGUAGCACUCAGGGUGGAUUCCUAGACACCUCCUCAGAGGAGAGAGGAGUGAGCAGGGAGGGUAAGCUGGCCUCUGUAAGGACAGAGAGGGGGAAGGAAGCUUUCUCUCUCUCUCUCCCCUUCUCUCCCCUGCAAGUUCCAGCGCACAGGUCCGCUCCUCUCCCAUUGGGUCAGGACUUUGACCCUUUUGCAGAGCUAGAAUCUACUUCUUCAGUGAGUACUUGAGCCUUUGAGGGCAGAAAAAAAAUUGAGAGCUGUUGGGGACACAGGAUAUUCCCCCACUAGUGCCUAGGUGGUGAAGAGGCACGAUCUAAGGUGGCCUACAUGUUGCUGGAUUGAAAGGGUCGUCAGCUUCCCAGGUGCCCUGGGUGUGUCAAGGCCUCAGUGAGCCCAGAGUGGACAAACACUGCUGGCUUAGGUUCGCUAGGCUACAGAUGGGGACUGGGCCAGCCCUGGGUGGGACUGGCACAAGUCCUUUGUAGGACGUAUUCAGAGAUAGAGGGUCCAGGUGCCACGCUGACCCAGCUUCUUGGGUGCUGGUCAGUUACUACUGGGCCCAGGUUUCUGACGAGAAACCUCCACCCCUCCCAGUUUCCUGGAGGGGUGAACAGGACCUGCAUGCUAACUCCCUCUCUCCUGCCUGUGAAAGUGGCUGAAGGCCAGCACCCUGUGUUUAGGCUCAGUCAUCUUCACUGGGAGUGGAGGCCUUGGAGGGAAACUAAGGUAUAAGGGCACUGGCACUUCCUAGACUGGGUGGGGAGGGUGGAGGCUCGACUGUCCCUGAGGCCGUGAGGAGCCAAGUGUGCCCACCUGCAUGUGAAGGAGGAGGAUGGUUAUCACCUUCUUUCAAUAAAUACUUACCACACACCA
Molecule: messenger RNA, 3327 nt
Organism: Grammomys surdaster
Lineage: Eukaryota; Metazoa; Chordata; Mammalia; Rodentia; Muridae
Gene: Samd14
Product: sterile alpha motif domain containing 14
Exons: 10
Coding region: 717-1970 (417 amino acids)
Biological process (GO): neuron projection development; actin filament organization; calcium-mediated signaling
Cellular component (GO): actin cytoskeleton; postsynaptic density; dendrite
Molecular function (GO): actin filament binding
Source: RefSeq, a predicted model, not a curated record